Molecule: messenger RNA, 753 nt
Organism: Carassius auratus (goldfish)
Lineage: Eukaryota; Metazoa; Chordata; Actinopteri; Cypriniformes; Cyprinidae
Exons: 6
Coding region: 1-753 (250 amino acids)
Source: RefSeq, a predicted model, not a curated record
AUGUCGAAAUUCAACAUUGUGAUAUUUGGAGGAGUGGAUGGUUUCUCCAGGAAGAUAAUGUACUUGAAUGCAGCCACAAAUAACUGUGCAUCAACGGCAUUUCACUUCUUCCUUGAGGCAACUCACCUGCAUGGUUUACCUUCAAGGGUAAGAGCUGACCAGGGAGUGGAGAACGUGGACAUUGCCCAGUUUAUGUUCACUGUCCGAGGCACUGAUAGGGGAAGCUUCAUCUCGGGAAAAAGUGUGCACAACCAAAGGAUAGAACGAUUAUGGCGAGAUGUGUGGAUCUCAGUAUCAUCGAAGUACUACAAUCUUCUGCACUCCCUUGAAGAAGAUGACCUCUUGGACAUUUCAUGUACAGAUGACAUAUUCUGUGUGCAUUAUGCAAUUCUUCCAAGACUCAAAAGAGACUUGGAGAUAUUCACUGAAGUCUGGAACCACCAUCCACUACGCACUGAAGGAAACCGGAGUCCGACACAGAUUUGGGAAAUUGCUCGGAUGCUAAACACCAAUGUACAUUCAGAGAACUUUGCAGACUUUCAAGAGCCAGACAUUGACUGGGACACGGCUGUUGACUUUGAUGGCCCUGACUCAGAAACUGGUGUUAUAGUGCCUGAAUACGAGUGCCCUCUGACUGAAGAGGAGAUGACGGAACUCCAAUCUUUGGUUGAUCAAGCUCAUCCAAACAUUACUGAUGAAGAGCUAUACAUUCUCUGCUAUCAACACAUAAAACAGCUGUGGACACACAGUUAA